AUGAAACUGUUCAGUAUUUUUCUCGCAGUGGCAAAUGCUUAUCCUUCUGUCAUGUGGCAUGGCAUGGGCGAUCGAGCAGAUAGCAGCGGAAUGACUCGUAUAAAAAAUAUGAUCGCUGCGAACAACGGCGGGCAGUACGUUCUUUCCUUGAUGAUUGGCGAAAACGGAUCGGAAGAUGCGAGCAACGGAUUCCGAAUGUCAAUUUGGGAACAAGUCGAAUACGCCUGCAACAUCAUCAAAAACGACCCAGAGCUUGCUGAUUGCUAUAACGCCGUUGGUUUCAGUCAGGGGUCGCAGUUCUUGAGAGGAGUAGCCCAAACUUGUCCCGAACCACCCAUGAAGAAUUUGGUGACGAUUCAUGGCCAACAUCAUGGAGUUUUUGGCUUCCCUGGCUGCGAUGUUGACGGAUUUUUGCCGGAAGUUUGCGAGACCCUCAGAGAUCUUUUGGACCUUGCUUAUUUGCCAAACAUCCAAGCUUGGGCUCAGUACUGGCAUGACUCGAUCAACUUUGACCUUCAUCUAAGAAACUCGCUUUUCAUCGCGCCUGUCAACAAUUAUGUUCGAGAAGGAAUCGCGAAAAAUGAGACUUUCAAAGAAAACUUGAUCAAGCUCGAGAAAUUUGUGAUGGUAAAGGCUGAGCGAGAAAAGACUGUUUUGCCAAAGGAUUCGAGCUGGUUCGAGUACUACGCUGACGGUUCGGGAAAGACGGAAGAUAUUGUGCCACUUAGAGAAUCAGCAAUUUAUAAGGAAGACUGGAUCGGUCUGAAAGUCCUCGACGAAGCCGACAAACUCGUUUUCCUCACAACUCCCUACGGCCACAUGUCAUUCACUGACGAAUGGUUCCUUGAAGAUAUCAUUACUCCUUACCUUCAAUAA
Messenger RNA from Oikopleura dioica, 876 nucleotides. NCBI's taxonomy places the organism in Eukaryota, Metazoa, Chordata, Appendicularia, Copelata, Oikopleuridae. The record is from the annotation of a GenBank genome assembly.